AUGGCUCGUACGGCAUCCACCACAACAACCACGGCAACGCGACGCAGUACGCGCAAUCUGAAGCGCGAAAAGCCAGACCUUGCAGCAGUCGCUUCUCCUCCUCCAGCCAAGAAGAUCAAAGCCGAGCCUGUGACGCCGUCCAAGCCCAAGUUCUCGGCAGCAGCUUCCAUUGUCAAAGAAGAACCUACCACGCCGUCCCCAGCAAAGAAACCCAUCAAGAAGACGGCGCAAACACCCGAGGACAAGGCUGCCGUCCUCCAGUCCAAGAAGCUGUCUUCCUACGCGGCCUACUCCUCCAAAACAUCGCCGUACCCCGACUUCGCCCAUCCCACACCCGACGAAUGCAGGACCGCGCAUAAGAUCCUCGCGCAGCUCCAUGGCGACCGCCACCGUCCAACGACAGUGAUCGCGCCCAAGGACUCUGCCGGCUGCGGAAACUCGCCCACUGUCCUCGACGCCCUCGUCAGAACCAUCUUGAGCCAAAACACCUCGGACAAGAACUCGUCCCGCGCGAAACGGUCCAUGGACCAGGUAUACGGCGGCUCCGACAAGUGGGAGGCCAUUGUAGAGGGCGGCCAGUCAAAACUGCAAAAGUCAAUCGAGUCGGGCGGCCUUUCCGUUGUCAAGUCAAAGGUUAUCAUCUCGCUGCUGGAGCAGGUGCACGCGCAACACGGGCUGUACUCGCUGGACCACUUGUUUGACGAAGAGGACGAUGAGGAAUGCAUGCGACAGAUGCUGUCGUACAAGGGCAUUGGCCCCAAGACGGCAUCCUGUGUGCUGCUGUUCUGCCUGGGGCGCUCGAAUUUUGCGGUGGACACGCAUGUCCAUCGGUUAACGGGGCUGAUCGGCUGGCGCCCGACCAACGCCAGCAGGGAGCAAACGUACGCCCACCUGGAUGCGAGGAUACCCGACGACGAAAAGUACCCUCUGCAUAUCCUUCUCAUUGCGCACGGCAAGAAGUGUCCUGAGUGCAAGGCGGGCGGGCGCGCUUCUGGUGAAUGUGAGCUCAGAAAAGCCUUUCGAAAGGGCCGUAAAGUGAAAGAGGAAGACUUCGUCAAAGAAAAAGAAGUAGAAGAGCCGAUAAAGGAUGAGAUGAAGGAGGAGCUAAAGGAGGAGGAUAUCAAAGAAGAACAGGAUGCCUAA
This is a messenger RNA of Emericellopsis cladophorae, 1143 nucleotides long. RefSeq lists its product as uncharacterized. The coding region runs from base 1 to 1143 and encodes 380 amino acids. Lineage: Eukaryota; Fungi; Ascomycota; Sordariomycetes; Hypocreales; Bionectriaceae. The record is from RefSeq and is a predicted model, not a curated record. Gene Ontology annotation, molecular function: catalytic activity. Gene Ontology annotation, biological process: base-excision repair. The transcript has a single exon.